AAUGAUUAGAGUGAUGAUGUCACUGGUUCAGUCAGUCUCAGCAUCACUGCUCUAGGCAGCCGGCAGAGCCAUUUUGGCUUCUACAUUACAGGGCACUCAAAGAUCUCUCCUCCAAGAAGCCUUCCUCCUUACAAGCAGGCCUCACUGGGCAUCCAGCUACACCUUGCUACACCUCGCUGGAACAAAUAAAGGAUCCUCUGUUAAACAGGGGGAAAAGAAGAUUGUUUUAGACAUAUCAGAGGAAGAGCUCAAAAAAGAGAAUUUGGGAAGCCAGCACAAGAGGCAGUAGUGGGAGCUGAACUGUAGAGUCAAUAGCUGAGAGCAUCAGAGGAUCACCAUUGUAAAGGUGUGAGCAGUGACCUGGACUUUUAAAGGAGUGCUUUCAGCACACACGCAGAGGCACCAUGGCAGGGGCCUCGGUGAAGGUGGUGGUGAGAGUCCGUCCCUUUAACUCUCGUGAGACCAGUAAAGAGUCCAAGUGCAUCAUCCAGAUGUCAGGAAACACAACCACCAUCAUCAACCCCAAAGCACCCAAAGAAACCAAAAGUUUCAAUUUUGAUUACUCCUACUGGUCACACACCUCACCAGAAGAUAUCAACUAUGCCUCCCAGCAGCAGGUGUACAGAGACAUUGGAGAGGAAAUGUUACUUCAUGCCUUUGAGGGCUACAACGUCUGUAUCUUUGCAUACGGCCAGACUGGGGCCGGUAAAUCUUAUACCAUGAUGGGCAAACAGGAGAAGGACCAGCAGGGGAUCAUUCCACUGCUGUGUGAAGAUCUUUUCACCAAGAUUAAUGACAACAAUACUGAUAACAACAUGUCCUAUUCUGUGGAGGUUAGUUAUAUGGAGAUUUACUGUGAAAGAGUACGAGAUCUUCUGAACCCAAAAAACAAAGGAAAUCUACGUGUGCGAGAGCACCCAUUACUGGGCCCGUAUGUAGAGGAUCUGUCCAAACUCGCCGUCACAUCAUAUAACGAUAUUCAAGACCUGAUGGACUCAGGGAAUAAGGCUAGGACAGUAGCUGCCACUAACAUGAAUGAGACCAGCAGCCGUUCACACGCUGUCUUCAACAUCAUCUUCACCCAGAAGCGUUAUGACUCGGAGACAGACAACACUUCAGAAAAGGUCAGCAAAAUCAGUCUGGUGGAUUUAGCCGGCAGUGAGAGAGCUGAUUCCACUGGAGCCAAAGGCACACGGCUCAAGGAAGGGGCAAACAUCAAUAAAUCACUCACAACCCUGGGAAAAGUCAUUUCGGCUCUGGCUGAGGUGGAUUCUGGCUCAAACAAGAAUAAAAAGAAGAAGAAAGUAGAAAGUUUUAUUCCUUACAGGGAUUCUGUACUGACCUGGCUACUGAGAGAGAACCUUGGUGGCAACUCUCGCACCGCAAUGGUGGCGGCUCUCAGUCCUGCUGACAUCAACUAUGAUGAAACCCUCAGCACUCUCAGGUAUGCAGACAGGGCUAAGCAGAUCCGUUGUAAUGCUGUGAUCAAUGAAGAUCCUAAUAACCGUCUGGUGCGUGAGCUGAAAGAUGAGGUGUCCCGUCUGAAGGACCUCCUCUAUGCCCAGGGCCUGGGUGACAUCAUCGAGACGUUUCGGGGGCCAGUUGAAGAUUUUGCUGGUUUGAAAUGUGUGUUUCUUGGGCGCUAUCUCACUCUCUCUUCUAUGCUUUUGCAGUUUGUAUGGAUAAAGCAGGUCUCUGCAGCCUCAGGGUCAAUUCAAGGGUUUGAGAGAAAAUUCAUACUCUCUCAAUCAUACAAAAAUCAUAUCAGAGCCAUGUUCGUGUCAUAUUCCAUGAAAGCUUUAAAUGUUUGUCUGUUAAGUCUAUCAAACUAUUUUGUUAGCUCCUAUUUUAUUUCCGCUUGUUCCCUUUACUGGGCUUUGACUGUCUGCUCUUUCUUUGUAUCUUGGGCGUUUCUCCUCACAUGUGAAAUUUCGGGGUCUCUGAAUUCAAAUUCAUUUCAAGCUGCAUGUCUUUGCCUCCAUGAUCGCAUCAUGUUCAGCCCAGGGAGCGAGGAAGCCAUUGAGAGACUCAAGGAAACGGAGAAAAUUAUUGCUGAGCUCAAUGAAACCUGGGAAGAGAAGCUUCGCCGUACAGAAGCCAUCAGAAUGGACAGAGAAGCACUGCUGGCUGAGAUGGGUGUGGCCAUGCGUGAGGAUGGAGGAACUGUUGGAGUCUUUUCACCAAAGAAGACGCCCCACCUGGUGAAUCUAAAUGAAGAUCCUUUAAUGUCUGAGUGUCUUCUGUAUUACAUCAAAGAUGGAAUUACCAGGGUGGGGAGAGAAGAUGCCAGCAGAAGACAGGACAUUGUUUUGAGUGGUCACUUCAUCAAAGAGGAACACUGCACUUUCACCAGCACCACUGGACCUAUGGGAGAAGCUGUCAUUCUUGAGCCGUGUGAGGGAGCAGAAACUUAUGUCAAUGGGAAGAGAGUAACAGAGCUUACGGUUCUCAAAUCAGACCGCGAGAAAAGCCCAUUCCCUCGCACCAUUGUGGCUGUAGAAGUCCAAGAUCAGAAAAAUGGAGCCACACAUUACUGGACCCUGGAGAAGCUCAGGCAGAGGCUGGAUCUGAUGAGAGAGAUGUAUGAUCGUGCUGCUGAGGUGCCUGGCAGUGCUCUUGAGGACUGUGACAGUGUGCUGACUGGAGGCGAUCCAUUCUACGACCGCUUUCCCUGGUUCCGUCUGGUUGGAAGAAACCCCCUUUUCUCCACAUGCCUUAGUGAGCAAGCGAGCGACCCUAACUCCUCCCCCACCCCCUCUGAGCCCACAUCAACCUCUGAAAUCACUGAGCUGGUCCAGUCGUGGCCUGACAACAGGGUGGGGACAGAGUUGGAUGACUUGGACGAUGAUUUCUUAUCGGACGACCCAUGCUCGGAUCUUGAAGCACUUGAUGAUGAUGAGGGAGAGCUCUGCAGAAGCUCCGGCAAAGCUGAGGACCCGUUUUACGAUCGCUCGCCAUUGUUCAGUGUAGUGGGAAGGGCAUUUGUGUAUUUGAGUAAUCUGCUCUAUCCUGUGCCUUUGGUCCAUCGCGUUGCCAUUGUCAAUGAGAAGGGAGAGGUCAAAGGUUUCCUCAGAGUAGCUGUACAGGCAAUAUCAGCUGAUGAAGAGGCACCAGACUAUGGCUCUGGUGUCCGACAGUCAGGCACUGCCAAGAUUUCUUUUGAAGACCAGCAGUUUGAGAAGUUCCAGUCAGAGUCCUGUCCUUCUGGUCUUUCACGUGCUGCUGUAUCUCAGGAAGAGCUGCGAAUUGUGGAGGGUGAGGGCCAAAAUGCAGAGAUGUCACUGUCAGCAGAUGAGGUCAACAAUAAUACCUGUGCAACUAACACAGAGGAGCUGGACAGCCCUGUCAAAACCGGUCUUGAUGGCGUACCGGAUGGCGCUCUGGAUCACUUGAGGAUCGGAGAAGCCUUUACAUUCAGAGUUACUGUGCUGCAGGCGUCAAGCAUAUCCGCAGAAUAUGCAGACAUAUUCUGCCAGUUCAAUUUUAUUCACAGGCACGAUGAAGCGUUUUCCACAGAGCCGUUGAAGAACACUGGACGUGGUCCACCACUUGGCUUCUAUCAUGUGCAGAAUAUUGCCGUGGAAGUGACUAAGUCCUUUAUAGAGUACAUAAAGACUCAGCCAAUCGUGUUUGAAGUGUUUGGACAUUACCAAAAGCAGCCUUUCCCUUCGCUCUGCAAGGAUCUCAUUAGCCCAUUGCGCCCAUGCAGACGACAGUUCCCGAGAGUCAUGCCUCUUUCCAAACCAGCCGCAGAUAACGACACCCCUCCUGAUCGGGAGAAGAACCUGGAGCUGAUUCGCCACCUGCUGCCAGAGGUCUUCAGUGGGGCUCUGGUGGACUCGCUGUCAAGCCACGCCCUCAAUGCAGCAGGCAUGGCUGUUUCCUACCUCCUUGAGGGGGAGGAGCAAGCCAGACUGCCGGCCCCACCCUUGUCUAUCUGUUCAGUAAUAAAAGCGCAGAAGCCGGUACCUGCCACCAAACUGACAGCUCUCACACGACCCACGGCAGGACCGUGCCACUGUAAAUACGACCUGAUGGUCUUCUUUGAAAUCUGUGAGCUAGAGGCCAAUGGAGAUAAAGUCAUGGAAAAAGCAUUGUUUCUCUUUCCUUUUGAGCAGUUCCAGUCAGAGUCCUGUCCUUCUGGUCUUUCAUGUGCUGCUGUCUCUCAGGAAGAGCUGCGAAUUGUGGAGGGUGAGGGCCAAAAUGCAGAGAUGGGACUGUCAGCAGAUGAGGUCAACAAUAAUACCUGUGCAUCUAACACAGAGGAGCUGGACAGCCCUGUCAAAACCGGUCUUGAUGGCGUACCGGAUGGCGCUCUGGAUCACUUGAGGAUUGGAGAAGUCUUUACAUUCAGAGUUACUGUGCUGCAGGCAUCAAGCAUAUCCGCAGAAUACGCAGACAUAUUCUGCCAGUUCAAUUUUAUUCACAGGCACGAUGAAGCGUUUUCCACAGAGCCGUUGAAGAACACUGGACGUGGUCCACCACUUGGCUUCUAUCAUGUGCAGAAUAUUGCCGUGGAAGUGACUAAGUCCUUUAUAGAGUACAUAAAGACUCAGCCAAUCGUGUUUGAAGUGUUUGGACAUUACCAAAAGCAGCCUUUCCCUUCGCUCUGCAAGGAUCUCAUUAGCCCAUUGCGCCCAUGCAGACGACAGUUCCCGAGAGUCAUGCCUCUUUCCAAACCAGCCGCAGAUAACGACACCCCUCCUGAUCGGGAGAAGAACCUGGAGCUGAUUCGCCACCUGCUGCCAGAGGUCUUCAGUGGGGCUCUGGUGGACUCGCUGUCAAGCCACGCCCUCAAUGCAGCAGGCAUGGCUGUUUCCUACCUCCUUGAGGGGGAGGAGCAAGCCAGACUGCCGGCCCCACCCUUGUCUAUCUGUUCAGUAAUAAAAGCGCAGAAGCCGGUACCUGCCACCAAACUGACAGCUCUCACACGACCCACGGCAGGACCGUGCCACUGUAAAUACGACCUGAUGGUCUUCUUUGAAAUCUGUGAGCUUGAGGCCAAUGGAGACUAUAUCCCAGCCGUAGUGGACCACCGGGUAGGCAUGCCCUGUCAUGGCACUUUCAUGUUACAUCAGGGCAUCCAAAGGAGAGUCACAGUCACCAUAGUACAUGAGUCAGGAAGAGAUAUUAAGUGGAAGGAAGUGCGAGAGCUGGUUGUAGGGCGCAUCCGGAACACGCCUGAAGCAGAUGAGACAAUCAUCGACCCCAAUAUUCUCUCUCUCAACAUACUGUCUGCAGGAUACAUCCGUCCUGCACAUGAUGACAGACAGUUUCUUGAUUCGGACAUUCCUAGGACAUUCUACCAUUUUGAGGCUGCUUGGGAUUCAUCCAUGCACAACUCUUUGCUGCUUAACCGUGUCACUCCUUACGGAGAGAAAAUCUACAUGACUCUGUCUGCUUACCUGGAGGUAACCAAGGCCAUUCACUUAUUCAUAUGGGGGGAUGAGAACAUUUCCUUGGGGAUUAAUCCUAGGACAUUCUACCAUUUUGAGGCUGCUUGGGAUUCAUCCAUGCACAACUCUUUGCUGCUUAACCGUGUCACUCCUUACGGAGAGAAAAUCUACAUGACUCUGUCUGCUUACCUGGAGAUGGAGAAUUGCACACAGCCCACAGUGAUAACCAAAGACUUAUGCAUGGUGUUCUACUCAAGAGACGCCAAGCUCCCAGCAUCUCGCUCCAUCAGGAACCUCUUCAGCAGUGGCACCUUGAGGCCAUCUGAAGGAAACCGUGUAACUGGUGUGUAUGAGCUCAGUCUGUGCCACUUGGCUGAUGCAGGGAGCCCAGGAAUGCAAAGACGGCGCAGGAGGGUGCUGGAUACGUCGGUGGCAUAUGUGCGAGGGGAGGAGAACCUGGCUGGCUGGAGGCCCCGCAGUGACAGCCUCAUCCUGGACCAUCAGUGGGAGCUGGAGAAACUGAGCCUCCUGCAGGAGGUGGAGAAAACCAGACACUACCUCCUCCUUAGGGAGAAGCUGGAGUCCACCCUGCUGCUGGGCCAGGAGUCGCUGCUGUCCUGCGGGAGUGAGGAUCUAACCGAGUCCUCUUCCCCAUCCACCCACCUGGGCCUGGGCCACAACCCUUGCCCCGGCCCUGACACACCCAACGAGAGGCAGAAGGAGCUGGCUGCAAAGUGUUUGCGUUUGCUUAACCACACCUUUAACAGGGACUACAGCCAUGUGUGUGUUAGCGCCAGCGAGAGCAAGUUAAGCGAGAUGUCAGUAACUCUUUUGAAAGACUCGGCCUCAGUGUGUGCAGAAAGCACCCUCACCCCGUCCUCCACAUGCCCCUCACUCGUGGAGGGACGCUACGGCCACAACACUGAACUCAGACCCCCAACACCUCGAUCUCGUGCUGUCAGCCCCAUCCCUGACACUGAAACAGAGGGCAAGAAGUCUCCUCAAGAGUCCAAAUCAAGAUCCCACACUUUUGUGCCAGACAUUCAGGAAAUCCGUGUCAGCCCAAUUGUGUCAAAGAAAGGUUAUUUGCAGUUCCUGGAGCCCCACAGUAAUGACUGGGUUAAGAGGUAUGUGGUGGUACGCCGGCCUUAUGUCUACAUCUACAACCCAAUUGUGUCAAAGAAAGGUUAUUUGCAGUUCCUGGAGCCCCACAGUAAUGACUGGGUUAAGAGGUAUGUGGUGGUACGCCGGCCUUAUGUCUACAUCUACAACACAGAGAGAGACACAGUGGAAAGGGCCAUUCUUAACCUGUCCUCGGCACAAGUGGAAUACAGUGAAGACCAGCAGGCCAUGCUGAAUACCCCCUACACAUUUGCGGUAUGCACAGAGCAUCGUGGGAUACUCCUUCAAGCCAGUAAUGACAAGGAGAUGCAUGACUGGCUGUAUGCCUUUAACCCUCUGCUUGCUGGAUCUAUCAGGUCUAAACUGUCCAGAAGAAGAGCCGGGCAGAUGAGAUUUUGAGCCCACUACAUGUAUACCUACUGUACAACUCUUUGAGGACAAAAAACACAAAGGACUAACCUUGUAAAUAGAUCUACUGAUAGAUCCCCCAGUUUCUGUGCUUAAUCAACUCUCUGACCCUCUGUUUCCUACAUGUGUGUACCUGCACCUGGCCACACUAGCACCGACUGUGCACCUGUAUCUUAAAGGCCCCUUUGUUGUGCAUCUACAGUGGCCUAAAUAUUCAACUUAUAGCGCCAAGAGAACAGGCUAGCUACUUUAUUGGGGUAGAGAUAGUAUGCUUAUGUAGUCUUCAGCAACAUUUUAGAAAGCUGGUGAUGGGAAUUUCUAAUUCUGAAGCUGUCAGCUCAUGCAAACACAUCUGAAUUUGUUACUGUGAAGAGUGGCGUCCAUAUCUUGGGUUUCUGGGAAAAUGGAUCACAUGGCCUUACUGUGUUAUUCUUGAAUUGCAAGUCUAUGGGUUUAAAACGAUAAAACUGGUCAGUAUUUAAGUCAGCAGACCAUAUGUUUGUUCAUUUCUUGGCUAUGGAAGAUAGGAUUGAUCAAUGAUAAGCAGUUCUUAGCAAGGAGUAGAUGAAUCACAUCAUAUUACGCUCUUACUCUCUUUAAGUGCAGUUCUUGGACACAGUACAACCCAUCAUAAAUACUCAUAUACCUUUAUAAUGUUUCCCUUGUAUGGCCUUGAAAUGCAUAAAGUUUUCAAAAUAACCAGGAUGCAUGAGGAAAAAAUUGGCAAUGGAAAAUGGUUGCAUUCUCAAAUCUCUAUAUGAGAACCAUUAUAAAGAUUUGGCCUAUUUUUGUUGGAGUACUGGUCAGUAGAUUUAUCUAAAAUGUAUCAUAAUCCAGUCUAAUAUUUUAUAUAAAAAAUUAUCGGUAUCC
Sinocyclocheilus rhinocerous is the source of this 7796-nucleotide messenger RNA. Its product is annotated as kinesin-like protein KIF1A. Lineage: Eukaryota; Metazoa; Chordata; Actinopteri; Cypriniformes; Cyprinidae. Gene Ontology annotation, biological process: microtubule-based movement. Bases 405 to 6917 code for a protein of 2170 amino acids. The transcript has 61 exons. Gene Ontology annotation, molecular function: ATP binding; microtubule binding; microtubule motor activity. The record is from RefSeq and is a predicted model, not a curated record.